CAAUGAGAACACACCAUCUGUAAACAUGGCGUCUGACUCUAGAUGGAGAUGUGUAACGCUAGUGCUGCUUUUGUGCACAUAUUUCCUUUGUAUAUUAGCGAUUGACAGUAAAGAUAAGCCAAAGAAAAAGAAGGAUAUCCGGGAUUACAAUGAUGCAGAUAUGGCACGGCUCCUGGAACAAUGGGAGGAGGAUGAUGACAUUGAAGAAGGUGACCUCCCGGAGCAUAGGAGGUCUCCUCCUCCCAUUGAUUUCACCAAGGUUGAUCCCUCCAAGCCAGAGGAGCUGCUCAAGAUGUCCAAGAAGGGAAAGACUCUGAUGGUUUUUGCUACAGUCUCAGGGGAUCCCACUGAGAAAGAGACAGAGGAGAUCACAGGCCUGUGGCAGGGCAGCCUCUUCAACGCCAACUUUGAUAUACAGAGGUUUGUGGUGGGCUCCAACAGGGUAAUCUUCAUGCUGCGAGAUGGUAGUUUGGCCUGGGAAGUCAAAGACUUCCUUGUGGCCCAGGAGCGCUGCAUGGAUGUUACCGUAGAGGGACAGGUGUUCCCUGGGAAGGCUGCUAAGAAGGAAGAUGCCAAAUACAAGCAGCAGAAUGAUGUCAAUGCCAAGAAGAACAAGAAGACGUCAAAGAGCAAGAAGCCUGACUUGGAGGGGAACAGUGCCAGCCAUCUGAAGCAGGAGCUGUGAUGGAAUAACAGAGGAAGAUGGAAGAGUCACAGGUCCUUUCUUCUGGCCUUAGUUGUGAGGGGCUGCCGGACCACCUUAUGUUGCAGUGGUUCAGAGUCAGUGGUAUGAGUGAAUGAAGACCUGCAGGCCACUGAGCUGGUAUAAUAACAUGUUGCAAUGACAAAGCUUGAUAAGUACAAUUUUUUUUUUUUUUUCACAGAGUAGUCACAAGCUCAGAACAUCGGUUGUAAAAUCAGCACUGUCUGUUUUGUUUAAUUUUUGUUGAUAGAUUAUCACUAAAUGAAAAGGCAAUCAAAGUAUGGAUUAUUUACCUUUUAUAUUAUUUUUCUGUGCCAAGACCCCUGUUAGGUACAGGAAGUUAGUCACUGAUCAGACCUUUAGGUCCAGUUAUGUUUUUAUUCACAUCCAGCAUCAUUAAAAGAUUUGAUUCAAAGGUAGCACUCACAGUUUCUGUUUAAUUUUUCACUGAAUAUGAAAAUAAACAUUUUUAUACUAUCAUAUCA
Molecule: messenger RNA, 1188 nt
Organism: Epinephelus lanceolatus (giant grouper)
Lineage: Eukaryota; Metazoa; Chordata; Actinopteri; Perciformes; Serranidae
Gene: mesd
Product: mesoderm development LRP chaperone
Biological process (GO): protein folding
Source: RefSeq, a predicted model, not a curated record